This is a messenger RNA of Cuscuta epithymum, 671 nucleotides long. NCBI's taxonomy places the organism in Eukaryota, Viridiplantae, Streptophyta, Magnoliopsida, Solanales, Convolvulaceae. The record is from the annotation of a GenBank genome assembly.
CAAAUUUGGGCUUUUGAAACUUUUCCAAGUUUGGCUAGUGCAGGAUUGUGCAAUAAAAUUGAAGGAAAAGAAGAACAAAUACCACGGACUUUGAGAUGGUCUUUUCACAAAAAACCGUCAAUAGAAAAGUUCUGUGAGCUCAUCUUCAACAAUACUGAGUUUGAGUGGACAAGAAUGGAUCCAAGUCAAGAUGAGAUUAAAUGCAUUGAAGGGCUUCAGGGAAUAGAAGGCAAUGAAGCAUUCCAGGACUUAAGAAUUGAUGCAGACAGAGCACUACAUAAGAAGAAGAAAAAGGAUGCACAAAAACAAAAAGGAAAGGAGAAAGAAACUGAAACAGUGCUAGAUGGCAGAGGCAGCCGAAAAAGUGCAAGGAGUAACAAGAAUGAAAGCAAAAACGAGAAAGGAGAGUGUAGCAGGUCCAAAGACACUGAACAGAUGGCCAGGAUACUGGGAGAGCUAAAAGAAAUUAAAAAAAAAGCAAAACAAACAGGAUGCAGAGUUUAAGAAGCAAGGUUCAGUUUUAAAGAAGAUUUUAUCUCUGAUAAAGAAAAUGCCAAAGAAAAAACAAAAGAAGAAAUCAUGUUCCAUUGUGGUGAGUGACGAGAAUAGUGUUACCAUUGAAAAGGCAGGAGUAGACCUUGAACAGAAUGGCCAGGUUGUUAGAAUUAAAU